Phytophthora nicotianae INRA-310 is the source of this 2556-nucleotide messenger RNA. Its product is annotated as Atypical/ABC1 protein kinase, variant. The transcript is spliced from 4 exons. Lineage: Eukaryota; Oomycota; Peronosporomycetes; Peronosporales; Peronosporaceae. The coding region runs from base 307 to 1755 and encodes 482 amino acids. The record is from RefSeq and is a predicted model, not a curated record.
UGUCUCUUUUAUUCUCAAUUUCACGCCCAAAAUGACAAUCUCACAGCAAUCGUUCCUAUAUCUACCGGUGGUGCCGCUGCAACUGGAGUCGCUCAUUCCCAGACCGUCAGAGGCAGCUCCUCAUCGCCAUGACAUCCCGCUUGCUCUCCACACGCACAAGACGGUCGCUGGUAGCCCUCGCGCUGCUCUCAGGCGGUGCCUACGCUGUCGACGAAGCUAACGCGUAAAAUAUGCUCCACAGUCUCAAAGGGUUGCAAUUCCGCCCACUAACUCUUUCUGUCGACCAGCAAAAUCUUAUCGCGAUCGAUGCGUGUGUUCGUCGCGGGUGGCCAAGUAGUUUGGGACUACCGUCUCCACUUUAAAGGCACCGAAAGAGACGACACGGACUACCGUCUCAAGCUGCAGAGUCUCAACCUGCGUAUCGCCCAGAGACUCCUCCACUUGUGCUUCCAGAACGGUGGAAUCUACACAAAGUUCGGGCAGCAAUUAGCCACUUUCAACCACGGACUACCCAAGGAGUACACAGAGACGCUGGCCCAACUGCAAGAUCAGGCCAAGCCAGUGUCAUUCGAUAAGGUCAAACAAACACUCGAGGCGGAAAUGGGGCGAUCCUGGCACGAGAUUUUCCAAGAGUUUGACCAGACACCAAUCGCUUCUGCAUCACUGGCUCAAGUGCAUCGCGCAGUGGACCGCCAAGGACGAGAAUUGGCUGUUAAAGUUCAGUAUCCACAUCUCGAAUCGCAGAUGAAAGCAGACAUCCGCGUCAUCAAGUGGGCUUUCCAGCUCACAGAGUAUUACUUCCCAGAUGUCCAGAUCCAAUGGCUUUUUCCAGAGUGUAAGCGUGCUCUACUGUCGGAGCUGGACUUCGAAAACGAAAAGAACAACAGUCGACGUAUUGCAGCGUGUUUAAAACAAAACAAAAGUGUUCACGUGCCUAUAGUUUACGAUGAGCUGAGCACCAAGCGGAUGAUGUCGAUGGAGUUCAUUAACGCACCGAAGAUCUCGCAGAUUGAAGCAAUCAAAGAACUUGGACUCGAGCCUCCUGAAGUCGCACGAGCUCUGUGUGAAGUAUUCAGCGAAAUGGUCUUUUGUCACGGGUUUGUGCAUUGCGAUCCACACGCUGGGAACAUUUUUGUGCGUCGGAAUCCGAACCCUCAAGCCAAGCGAAAAGAACAACUCGUUCUCCUAGACCACGGACUUUACCGCGAGCUGGACGAAGAAUUCCGCAAAACGUACUGCGAUUUAUGGCGUGCGAUGCUGAUGCGGGACAGCGCUCUGCUGGACGAUUGCGGUAGGAGACUGAAUGUUGGAGAACUGACCAAGUAUUUGCCCUUGCUGUUCACGUACCGGACGAUUAACCACAAGGGGCGGCUGGACGCAUCCAUGAGCGAGUCCGAACGCCUGAAACUCUCCGAGGAUCUCAAGAAUAUGCGCUUCUCUAAUGUCACUGACUUCCUGGAGCAACUUCCGAGGGAUAUGCUCUUUGUCUUUCGGACGAACAACAUGAUCCGGGCGCUGAAUAAGGAUCUAGGAGGGACCACCAGGGAGAGGUUUUCCAUCAUGGGAAAUUUCGCUGUUAGCGGGCACUCCGCAUUCCGCUCAGCUCAGGGGAGCCAUGUGGGGGUAUUAGCAUCGCUGAACUACUGGUGGGAGCAUCUCAAUCUCGUUUUCCACCUGCGCGUGGUUGACUACUUGAUGGCCACUAUCCAGUAUAUCAGAGGAGAAUCUCCUGCCAAGAUCAAGCGCGUUGGUUAAUCGAAGCCGCAACACUAGCAGCUUCAGAAUUGUUGAUCAACUUUUUAGACUUGGAAUAGGAUAAAAUCACCGGAUCAGCUUAUUCAAUGCCGUCGAAAAACGGGGUGAUCUGUUUCUGGACUGUGAAGAUCGAGGUGUACUGGGCGCAAUUGGGGUGAAGUCGGCAUGGCGAGGUUCACUUAAACCUUGGGGGAAAGACUGAGAGAUUUCACGUGGAGAAUGUGACAAAGAAGGUAGAGCAGGGGUUGCCACUGCAACUUUACGUCGAGGUGUCUUAGCGAAAGCCACACUGGUUGAGACUCUACGUGGUUCGUCAUGCAAUGCAAAGAGACUGCCAGUGCCGAUAGAAGAGCCCAUCUGGGCAGUUUGACCAGGUGGUUUCCGUUGUCGUAGGAUGUAUGGCUGCUUGGAAUUCUCAAAGAAUGACAUGAUCCUCUCUCGUAGCCGGGGAAAGUUGAAUGGGAUGGUAGCAAAGUAGAGAGCUCCGUGUGCGAGGCAUUCCAACGCAACCUGCUGUGUUCUCUCGGGCUCGUCAGUAUUACCACCGAACAGUAUCACUCGAUUGCCUACAUGCUGUUGAAUAGUUUGGAGUUUACUUAAGGCCGUGUCGAGAUCGGUACCAAUAUCAAAGCAUACCUUCAAACACCUCAAAGAAAUAUCAGAAGACUAGAUAAAUAUUUGGUGAGUAUAAGUUUAAUGACCCUACCAAAUCAGUGUCGAGGCUUUCGUGCGACCGCAGUAAUUGGAAGAAAUCACGCUCGUCCUUCGUGAUGAGUACUGUUCCAAGACCCAAGAGUUGAA